Messenger RNA from Linum trigynum, 1598 nucleotides. The record is from the annotation of a GenBank genome assembly. NCBI's taxonomy places the organism in Eukaryota, Viridiplantae, Streptophyta, Magnoliopsida, Malpighiales, Linaceae.
UCCAGCCUCUCAAUUUGAAAUUUGAACCGUAGACCAAAUAUAUGACCUGACCGCACAUUUUCUCAACCCUCUCAUCCCUUACUUCUUAAGCCCACCAAGAAAACGCGGCGUUUAGAGAGUCUCAGCAAAAGCCAACGAGUACCAGAUCAAAACCCCUUUCUCCUAAGUAUAAACCCUAGAUCGGAAUCAGAGCAAAGUCUCUGUACGAGAAUUCGAUCAUCGGAAUCGUAUGUUUCAUCUCCUGCAAGGCUGCAACCCUGAACUUUGUAAAGAGGUUUAAGAAAGAAAACCUACAAAAUGCAUCCUGUUAGGAAGACACUGCUGCGCUGGACCUCGAGGCAAAAUCUUGAACCCUUCACCACCUUGGCCCCCGUAUGCCAGUGCCACCGCCGGAGUGGUUUGCCGGCACCGCAGCAGCGGCAUCUCCUACUCCUCCACCGUGGAAUCUCCUCCACCGCUCUUCGAAGCUCGUGGAUGGAUACGAUCAAAGGGGUCUUCAAGGGAAAAAAGGAAGAGGAGCCCAAGGAAACCGCCCAGUCGUUCACGCUGACUCGUUUUGCCGAUGAGCUGAAGAAGGCUCAGAAAGUUGGCUCGUUCAAGCAGUACAUCGUGGGAAGGAGCAGUGAGGCGACUUUCUCAGAUGCUUUUGGGAAGAUGGAGGCUGUAAUUAGAUAUCUCAGCGCUUUUGAUGCUACUGGAGAGAACCUUCAAACAAGUCACAAGCAAGAAGCGGCAAAGCACUGUAAUUGCACGAUAGCUGAGGUUGAGAGCGCUCUGUCGAAGUUCACUUGGGCCAGAGAAGCACAGACUAAGCUAGACAAGCUAAAGGCAGAAGGGAAACCGAUGCCCAAGAGCCUUGCUGAGGUGCAGAACCUCAUGGGGAAGACACCGAUGGAUCUUGCUAGGUCUAAUCUGGCUAAAAGUGGGCAGAUCAGCAGGAACGCUUUCUGUCCAUGUGGUUCCAAGAAGAGAUUCAAAAAGUGCUGCGGAAAGGAUAAGGAGACUCUUAAAUAGGAGGCAAAAAAUGGAAGUACCGCAAGCUUCCCACACCAAAAAGCUUCAUUGCGUGGAGGUUCUGGGAGCAUUUCGUAGGCGUAGGGACAAAUGUGGAAUUGCUCGAUUCUUCAUAUGUUAUUUGUUGAUUGAAAGAGAGGUCUUUCUUCGGUAUUCAGUCAAGCUCUCCCAAGUUUGGUGGUUCUCAAAAUUUUGAACUAUUUCAGAAUUGGUUGUUUUGAUCGUUUUCUGUUGUACUCUUGAUUCAUAAUAAUAGAGGCCAGUUCGACUGAGUCGGUUUGAUUUGUGGGUUUGUGGCCGCAAAAGAGGCUCUUAGCUCAGGGUGGUUCGAGUUGACUGGGUGAGAAAGGUUGAUAGGUAGAGGGAUGGUUCAACAAUGAAUGAACUUUUCAGAGGAUUUCCCAGUGAGUGGAUUUGGAGUGUGAUGGCAUUUUCCGACAUGAUUGUGAGACCUGACAUGUUCUGAUCGAGCAUUUCUACUAUGCUAUAUAGCAUUGGUGCUUUAAUGUACAACUUAAAGAUAGCAUUGGUGCUUUAAUGUGCAACUUAAAGUUGUAUCCUAACAUUAAAUGUAUAAGUUUUGU